AUGAAGUCGGUGAGCAGGAGUUGGGAAGAGAUGUGCUUUGCUGGUGCUCGGGAGCUGGUGAAUGCCGGCUGCAGCAGACCGUACACAGACAUGCCAGAGCGUGCUGAGAAACCACCUGGAGAUCAGCCCCAGAAUUUGAAUGCAGUGUCCUUGGUGUGGUUCAGGUUUUACCAGGCUGAACCUGGAAGCUUGGCCAAGCCUUCUCCGGAUAGCUUCCUGGAUCUUGUCAUGGAAGCCACUGGAGGCCCUGGCCUUCUUUUUGCAGGAACUUUUCCCAGCUCCAAACGAGAAUGGAAGCCACUGGAGGACCGUAGUUGCACAGACAUACCGUGGCUGCUGCUUUUUAUCCUGUUCUGCAUUGGGAUGGGAUUUAUUUGUGGCUUUUCAGUAGCAACAGGUGCAGCAGCAAGACUAGUGUCAGGAUACGACAGCUAUGGAAAUAUCUGUGGGCAGAAAAAUGCAAAGUUGGAAGCAAUACCAAACAGUGGCAUGGACCACACCCACCGGAAGUACGUAUUCUUUUUGGAUCCAUGCAAUCUGGACUUGAUAAACCGGAAGAUCAAGUCUGUAGCACUGUGUGUAGCAGCAUGUCCAAGACAAGAACUGAAAACCCUAAGUGAUGUUCAGAAGUUUGCAGAGAUAAAUGGCUCAGCGCUCUGCAGCUACAACCUAAAGCCUUCUGAAUAUACUACAUCAUCAAGAGCUUCUGUUCUUUGCCCCAAACUACCUGUUCCAGCGAGUGCACCUAUUCCAUUCUUCCAUCGCUGUGCUCCUGUGAACAUUUCCUGCUAUGCCAAGUUUGCAGAGGCCCUGAUCACCUUUGUCAGUGACAAUAGUGUCUUACACAGGCUGAUUAGUGGAGUAAUGACCAGCAAAGAAAUUAUAUUGGGACUUUGCUUGUUAUCACUAGUUCUGUCCAUGAUUUUGAUGGUGAUAAUCAGGUAUAUAUCAAGAAUACUUGUGUGGAUCUUAACAAUUCUGCUCAUCCUGGGUUCACUUGGUGGCACAGGUGUACUAUGGUGGCUAUAUGCAAAGCAAAGAAAGUCUCCCAAAGAAACAGUUAUCCCUGAACAGCUUCAGGUAGCUGAAGACAAUCUUCGGGCCCUCCUCAUCUAUGCCAUUUCAGCUACAGUGUUCACAGUUAUCUUGUUCCUCAUAAUGUUAGUCAUGCGCAAACGGGUUGCUCUCACCAUCGCCUUGUUCCACGUGGCUGGCAAGGUUUUCAUUCACUUGCCACUGCUAGUCUUCCAACCCUUUUGGACUUUCUUUGCUCUUGUCCUGUUUUGGGUGUAUUGGAUCAUGACACUUCUCUUUCUUGGCACUACCGGCAGCGCUGUUCAGAAUGACCAAGGCUUUGUGGAGUUCAGAGUUUCUGGGCCUCUGCAAUACAUGUGGUGGUACCAUGUGGUGGGCCUGAUUUGGAUCAGUGAAUUUAUUCUAGCCUGUCAACAGAUGACUGUGGCAGGAGCUGUGGUAACAUACUAUUUUACUAGGGAUAAAAGGAAUUUGCCAUUUACACCUAUUUUGGCAUCAGUGAAUCGCCUUAUUCGUUAUCACCUUGGUACUGUGGCGAAAGGAUCUUUCAUUAUCACAUUAGUCAAAAUUCCGCGAAUGAUCCUUAUGUACAUUCACAGUCAGCUCAAAGGAAAGGAAAAUGCUUGUGCUCGAUGUGUGCUGAAAUCUUGCAUUUGUUGCCUUUGGUGUCUUGAAAAGUGCCUAAAUUAUUUAAAUCAGAAUGCAUACACAGCCACAGCUAUCAACAGCACCAACUUCUGCACCUCAGCGAAGGAUGCCUUUGUCAUUCUCGUGGAGAAUGCUUUGCGAGUAGCUGCCAUCAACACAGUGGGGGAUUUCAUGUUAUUCCUAGGCAAGGUGCUGAUAGUCUGCAGCACAGGUUUGGCUGGGAUUAUGCUGCUCAACUACCAGCAAGAUUACACAGUAUGGGUGCUGCCUCUGAUCAUCGUCUGCCUCUUUGCUUUCCUAGUCGCUCAUUGCUUCCUGUCCAUUUACGAAAUGGUAGUGGAUGUAUUAUUCUUGUGUUUUGCCAUUGAUACAAAAUACAAUGAUGGGAGCCCAGGCAGAGAAUUUUAUAUGGAUAAAGUGCUGAUGGAGUUUGUGGAAAACAGUAGGAAAGCAAUGAAAGAAGCUGGUAAGGGAGGCGUUGCUGAUGCCAGAGAGCUAAAACCUAUGGCUUCGGGAGCAAGUUCUGCUUGAACCUAGCCGACCGUUAUGGAACCCAUUGACAUUCCAAAACAAUAUAUACACAUAACUAUGUAUUUGUGUGUGUGGGUGUGUGUAUAUAUGUAUAUGUAUGUGUGUAUAUAUAUGUAUAUGUAUAUACACACACACACAUAAUCAGCCAAAAUCAGAGAACAGGAACAGGGAUUUAAUACCUUUUUUAUGCUUAUUUUUGUCAAACAUGUACUCCUUUCAUACGGGUGGCUUUUACAAGGCAACUGCCGUCAUUUAAUGUUUUCAAUUGUAAUUGUCUUAAUGGAAAUGUUAAGAUUCAUAUCUGAUUAACAUUUUUAAUAACUUAGAGGAGAUUUUAACUUUAGUUAUUUAAAUUAGGUAAAAUUAUUGUACCGAAUUCUCUGUCUAAAGUUUAUUCAGGGGUGAUUUCCCUGAUGUGUGCAUAAAAUCAAGACCUUAUUUUACUGAUGCAUAAGUCCUAGUGGGAUGAGACUAGGCAUAUGCUUUCAGGUAAAUAAGGAGUUACUCCAUUCAGUUUUCCCCAAUCAAAGAAGCCAUGUCAUUUUCCUUUUAGAAACAUACAAGUGGACCCAAUAUGGGAAUUUUCGUAACAGUUCAUGCAUUUGUCAGCCAACAUUAAAAAGUAACCAACUCCUCAGGUAUUUGUAGUUUACCCUAAUGCUUCUAUAAGAGAGUAGGUAAAAAAGGAAAGGGUAGAUAAUCUUUCUUAUGCAAACUUUUCUCUUAUAUUUUGUCUUUCUUUCAUUUUGACGUUAGUAGCAUCCUCCACACAUUUGUGUGCCUGAUUUGAAAGGAAGCUGGGGUACCCAGCAAGUUUAGCCUUUAAGUUUCUGUGUAUAGGUUUGCAGACGAAGUAAUGCUGGAAGGAAUAAAAAAGGGAGAGAAACAUGAAACACAAAGCAUUGAAAAUUCCGGUACUUGGGCUUCUGCUUCAGAGGAACUUCAAUGGCUUAGGGCUAAAUGGCCAUUUUAUUCAAAUGCUUGCUAUAAAAUCUGAAGACAUACUGGCAGGUGCUCCUCUCCUUGGCAAUUCAUUAAGUAUCCAGAAUUCCACAAUGUUUAACUGAAGAAUUGGUUAAUGUUUUGAUCCUCAAGUGUUGAACGUUCUUUGUGUUUGGGGAUGGGUUUUGGGUUUUGGGGGGUUUUUUAAUUCCUGAAGCUUACCAGAUAUGAAUGGCUAAUAUUUCAUUGUUCUGCUUAUUGUAAUGGUGAAUGCUUUAAGAAAAAAAAAAAGUGUAAUUUGCUAAGAAUAAUUCAUGAUCUGUUUAUGCGAUAACUCCUUUUUGUUACAAUUUUUUUAAAAAAAGCUAUUUUUGUUAAUGUAAAGUAAAUAUUUCAGAGCAGAUUUUUUAAACUUAUUGCACUAAAUAUAGGCUCUGUAC
Molecule: messenger RNA, 3596 nt
Organism: Lipotes vexillifer (Yangtze River dolphin)
Lineage: Eukaryota; Metazoa; Chordata; Mammalia; Artiodactyla; Lipotidae
Gene: SLC44A1
Product: solute carrier family 44 member 1
Exons: 18
Coding region: 1-2214 (737 amino acids)
Biological process (GO): transmembrane transport; choline transport
Cellular component (GO): plasma membrane
Molecular function (GO): choline transmembrane transporter activity
Source: RefSeq, a predicted model, not a curated record